This is a messenger RNA of Dimorphilus gyrociliatus, 2137 nucleotides long. NCBI's taxonomy places the organism in Eukaryota, Metazoa, Annelida, Polychaeta, Dinophilidae. The record is from the annotation of a GenBank genome assembly.
CAUCUAACGGGAACAAUACUAAAAGAGUGUCAAAAAUGGCAGGACACUGUUUAUUCUGCUAAUAACUUCCGCAACCUUUUAUCUAUAACUAAGUGUUUAAUAAGUUAUAUAGACAUUUGUAUGUAUUGAUAAUCUGUUUAAUUUUCUGUAUUACCACUCUUGUACAAAAAUCUAGUUAGGAAACUUUUACUUUUUCACUGAGCGAUAUUAUAUUGUUUACAACAUGAUAUGGGUUGGUGUAAACUAUGAUACAAGUAAACAAUUAUUAAAAUUCCAAUCUGGCGACGAUUUGGAAGAGGUGAAAAGAGAAGCUUGUAAACUAUUUAACCUGCACGACUAUGAAAAUUAUACAUUAGUAAUAGCAAGUGAUAAUGAUGCAGAAAAAGGGAUUAUUCUGGAUAGUGAGAACAUAAAAGAUGUCCAAAAUGGAAAUUUUAUAACAAUUUUUCCGAAUCAUAUUCAAUAUGGCGAAAAAAUAUUAAAAUUACUUAAUGAGGCCAUCACUGACAGGCAUAAACAUGACAUAAGACAAUUUAUUCAAUUAAUUAAACAAGAAGUUUACCUUCAAUAUUUUCUACGAAACGAAGGAUUCGAUAAAACUCAAAAUUGGAUAAUUAAUAAUUCCAACCAUGAAUAUUUCAAUGAAGUUUUCAAUUUGUUAAACGCGGUGGUUGAAAGUGAUUUGAUCGUUUGGUGUAAAGUAAGGGAAGAACUAUUCUCGAUGCUUCUAGAGAAAAUAAAAACUAUUAAUGAAGGCACAUUGACCUAUAUUGUUAUGUUGACUAGAAAAUUGGAUCAUUUAAUUGAAAAAAAUAUUGACGGAGAAAUAGACAAGAACGUUAUCAAUUUAAAGAAUUUAUCACUAUUGAUAAAUUACACUACGGACUCUGAAAUAAAAUUAGAAGCAAUAAAAUACUUAAAUAAAUGUUUGUCUCAUUCAAACAUAAGUUCAAAAUUUAAGAAGAGCGAUAUUUUAAGUUUAAGAAAGUUUUCAUUAGUUGAACAUUGUCCUUCAUCAUUUAUAGAACAUUUAAAAACUUUACAAUUACUUCUGCUCAAAUUUAUUUGUAGUGUUAAGAUGGAUAAUUUUUCGGAAAGGAGAAUACUUAGCUCAAUCAGUGAUCUUCAAAGAAAAUUCUUUAAUAGGGCUGAAAUUGAAUCGUUAAAGAACGAUUACAGCUUUGAACAUUGCUCAAGUCAAUACGAAGAGAAAUUAUUUACAACUUUACUAGUAGAUUGUUUACUAUUUUAUGCUGAAAAUCAAUUGGAUGACUUUCAUCGGAGUUUAUGCGACUUUCUAGAUCUAUCGGAGACUGUAAAAGAAGACGGAGAUGUUAUUUCUUUUCAACCAAUGUUAUUCACUAUCGAAAAACCGAUUGAAGAGUUAUUUUCUUUAAUGAUUCAAAUAUUCGCCAAAACAUGGAAAGAAAUGAAAGCAUCAUCCAUGGGAGAUGUAGGAAUUGUUAUUGACUUUAUAACAAAACUAUUUCAGAGUAGAAGCAAAAAUCAUAUUUUAAAAAUGGAAGACUUUAGAUCGGAAAUACUAAGAUAUGAUUUUAAAAAGAUAGAGAAUGAAUGGAAAUUCGGAUAUAGUAGUAUUGUAAAGAAAAAAAUGGAAAGUUCUCCUGUCAAGUUUCUGCACGAAAAACUGAUAUCCCAUUUUAUAGAUGCUAUCAGGGAAAAUCGACUUAAUCAGAUGCAACAUAAGAAGACUUUAGCGUCAAGUUGUUCCUUUAGCUGGUCAAAAAUAUCUCACAAUAGACGAUGGAUAUUGACGGAUCAAAUGAACAUCGAAAUAAGUAAGAUAGCAAGUAUCUCUAGAUCCGAAAUACAGAGGGAUACGAAAAAAUCUCAACACACUAAUCCUGCCUUAAAAAUUAAACAAACUGACGGAACUGUUAUAGAUUUUAUAUUUACAGAUAAAGAAUGGUGUGAUAUUUGGGAAGAUGGCUUGAAAUUUUGUCUUAUGCAAACUCCUAAUUCUGAUAGAUAUAAGGAAGAUUUGCAAGAUUUAAUUAAAAUGGAAACACAAGUUAGAGUUUCUAGGAUUGAUAAUAUUCUUAACAUUCCCAAUGGACAACCUGACCUUUCACAGCUAAAGCCUGUUCCUCUAAUUAACCCACGAGACUUUCAGUAA